This is a messenger RNA of Choloepus didactylus (southern two-toed sloth), 2756 nucleotides long. Its product is annotated as protein DGCR6-like. The transcript has 2 exons. NCBI's taxonomy places the organism in Eukaryota, Metazoa, Chordata, Mammalia, Pilosa, Megalonychidae. The record is from RefSeq and is a predicted model, not a curated record. The coding region runs from base 63 to 383 and encodes 106 amino acids.
GGAGUGGGCCGGCGGCGGAAUAGACGCGCUACAGCGAACAUCAGAGGGGGCUGUCGAAUGGGAUGGGGCCCUCUGCGGUGACGUCAGAGGGGGUGGAAGUAUCGCAGCGGCGGCCGGGCGCCAUGGAGCGCUACGUGGGCGUCCUGGAGGUAGCCGGGGACGGGACCCGGCAGCAGGAGCGGCACUACCAGCUGCUGUUGGCGCUGCAGAGCCUGGUCAAGGAGCUACCCAGCUCCUUCCAGCAGCGUCUUUUCUACACCACGCUCAGCGACCUGGACCUGGCGCUGUUCGACGGCACCGUGUUCGAGAUUGUGCAGGAGUUCUUGGAAAUCCAGCAUCUGACAGAGAAGUCUGUUGAACCAGUGUCUUCGGCUGCAGAAUGAGCACCGAGGUGCGGGGCGGGAGCGCAGCCUGGAUUCACACCGCGGUGGUUUCUCCAAUCUUAUUUUACACUUAGUUGUAUGGUUCCCUUUUAGCAUGACUUCUAGAAACCCCCACCCUUUCCCAGGAGCGUGGAGCUCGGUGUUAGGUCAGCCCUCUUUGGCAGACCCCGGAGGCGGCUGUCCGCGGGGCCGCAGUGGCUGGACAUCUGUCCGGCGCCCCUUGGGGCCAGACCCUACACUGGCUGCGCAUCAAAUUCCCUCGUGUUGCUCCCUGAGGGACCUUCCGAGACCCGAGGGGUUUCCCAGCUGAGACACCCUCAGCCAAAGUCUUGUGCCUUGGCCCCUCCCAGGCAUCCCCAGUUGGCAGCCCCGGGAACCCUUCCUGCGAGGAAUUUAGGGCAGCCCCCCUGCCCCAUCAGGUUUCUCACCUUUGUUAUUUUCUUUGUUUCUAAUUUCUAAUUAUAGAAACAUUUAUAAAAACAAACAUUUAGAAAAAAAUGAAUAACGUAGCAAAUACGCAUAUGCUCUCCACUUGGAUUCAGUAGUUAACACUUUGCAAUGUUUCUUUACAUCCCCAAACACAGGACAUAUAUAGCGCUUUGCCAUGCAUCUUCAUCAUUCCUCUAGACUUGGGUUUCCCACCAGAUACUCUUGACAUUUGUGGCUGGAUAAGUUUUUGUGGUGGGUUGUUGCCCUGUAUGUUGUAGAAUCUUAGCAGCAUCCCGAGUCUCUGCUAGCUAGAUGGUAGUGGUACCCACAGAAGUGACAACCCAAAAUGCCUCCAAACAACUCUAGGGGGCACCGUUUCACUAGAACAAGAACCAUUUUCUGUGCAGCAACAAGCGAGUAGCCUCCUGGGAAGUCAACCACCCCAGGUGUCUUCUGACCAGUUCUCUAACUUUUCUCAAAGGAUCAUUUGAAAUUAGGGGAUCCAGUGUCAGCUCUGGCACUGCACUUGGUUUCUUUGGUUUCUCCUUUUCUAGAAUAGUUCCCCAGCACUGAUCAUGGCACUGCCCUCUUGAGAAUCCAGGGCAUUUCCCUUCUGGAUCUGUUGGAUUCUUUCUUCAUGGGGUCAUUUUACCUGCUUCUGGGUUCUCUUCUGUGUUUCCUGUAAACUUGGGGGCAGGGCUCCAGGCCUGGAUAGAGGCAGUUAAACAUUUGUGGCAAAAAUUCCUCCUGCUGAUGCAAGACUCUUUCACCUCGGGGGGCAGGUGACACCCAUCUGACAGGAUCAGUGUUUCUUUCAGAAAUGGGUGCUGCAUUUUAUGAAAUCCUUGAGAUGAUCACAAUGGUGAGCUACACGGAUUAGCUUUUGAAUUCCUGGAAUAAGCUGCACUCCUGGGAUCAAUUCUACUCAGUAGUGAUGAGGGAUCAUCUUUUCAUUGGAUUUGACUUGCUCAAAUCUUAGGAACUUUUGCCUUUGUGUUCCUGAUGGAUAGAGGUCUUUAAUUGUGUUUUCUUGAAACGUCUUUGAUUUGGGCUGCAGGGUAACGCCAACCUCAGGCUGAGUUGGGAAGUGUAGCUUCCUCUGGAAGUUUGUGUGGUGGUUGUCUUUGCGUGCAGUUCACAAGCUGAAAGCCCCCAGCCCAGGGUUCUCUUUGUGCCCAGAUUGUCCCUUUUGGCCAGCUCCAUGAUCUGACAUUCCUGCUGUGCUUUGAGUGUUUCCUUACUCUCUGACCCAGGACUGAAUCAGGCUCAUCUUUUCUGGUUGUAAUCUGCCCCAGCCUGGGAGUCGGUCACUUCUACGUGGAGCCCUGGUUCCCUUUAGUGGGAGGUUUUGCUACUACUUGCCCCUCCACAGGCUGGGCCGGGUGUCAGUGCCACUAGCAGAGGGUGCCAGUGCCCGGGCUGCCCUCUUUCCCCAGCGCCCGUCUGAGGGAGCAGGUGCUGAAUGGCCAUCCUUCCUUCCUUCCUCUCUCUGCCCUUGCUGGUGAGUACUGAGGCCAGGCCCAUCCUGCCCAGUGAACACGUGCGGGACUCUGCUCCCCUUGGUCGCCCACCCAGGGGGUAUCUGUGAACUGACCCGGGGUUUGCAGCUGCAUUUGAUAAACAGCAGGGGAUGGUGCCUUCCCUGCUUUCAUCUCUUUCCUCUUGUGCUGCCUCCACGUGGAGCCCUGAACCAGGUGACGAGGCAGGUACUUUCUUUCCCCACUGUUUGUGGAGAUGUUCAAGCUCGGAUCUUGGUUUCAAAUGCAUUUAAUGUGAUAAAGGACAUCACAGGUGUAUACAGAAUGCCAGGAAACAGGAUGUUGAGGAAGGCCGGAUUCAAUUUGCAAGUAUUUUGUUGAGAAUUUUUGCACCUAUAUUCAUUAGGGAAAUAUGCCUGUAGUUUUCCUUUUUUGUAGUAUCUUUGCAUGGUUUUGGUAUUAGAUU